This is a messenger RNA of Magallana angulata, 2307 nucleotides long. Its product is annotated as protein angel homolog 2-like. The record is from RefSeq and is a predicted model, not a curated record. The coding region runs from base 309 to 2036 and encodes 575 amino acids. The transcript is spliced from 4 exons. Lineage: Eukaryota; Metazoa; Mollusca; Bivalvia; Ostreida; Ostreidae. Gene Ontology annotation, molecular function: 3'-5'-RNA exonuclease activity.
UGUUCAUUGACACUCAUAGUUCAGUCGAUGACCUCGUGAAUUUAGACCUUGACAGUCAGGAAAUUAACAUGCGGUAAUCAGCUGUUCACCAUGUUUACAUGUUCUUUCGAAACGAGAAGGAAUACACAAUCAUUCAUACCCCCUGAGACUAGCAAAUUGGAAGGACUAAUCAGUGUUAAUAGUGGAUAUAGUAAUUAGAAAAUUAUAGUGUUUAUGUAACUUCAAAGUGUGAUGCAAGGAAUUGAAAUGACAUUUAAAUAUAGUUAGGCCCUAUAAGCUGUUCAGUGUUUAAAGAAAAAACUUACAUCAUGAAAUUACGAAUAUUUUAUUUGAACUGUAGAAACACAGUGGGAUAUGUGAAUUGUUUACAAGGAAGCUGGUGUCGGUUGAGAGUAGCCCAUAUGUCGUCCAUCAGGCCAAAAAAAGUGGAUGUCAUUGAUUUGACUACAGAUGACCAACCAGCCAAUACACCCCCACCAACCCAUACAGACAAUAAGAGGAGUAUAAAUGAGAUUUCGAAAGGGCCACAGUUAGAUAGUAAUCUGGUUCACAGUGGUUCCUCACGUGGAGUGAAUGGUGGAGAAAACUGGCUCUCUGAUGCAAUGUUUCGACCAUUCGGUCCAUUAAAACAGGCGGGGCAAGGUGUAAUUAGACAUUUCAAGCGAACCAACAAACCAGUGCAGACUCUGGAGAAGGGACCACUAGCACCUGGAAGUAAACAGAGAGUUGGAUUAGAUGCAGAGGUAGAGAGAAAUGAACCACAAAGCCAUGUGAAGAGGUCGCGGAGUGAACCUGCCAUUGAACCAAGAGAUUCCUUACCUAGAAAUAGAGAGUGGGAGUUAACUCCCUUUGGUAAGGUAUGCCAAACAAGGGGUCAUCACGGGCUUCCCUUCUCUCUGAUGUCUUACAAUGUGCUGGCCCAGGAUCUUCUCCUGGACAACCAGUACCUGUACCGGGACCACCCCACACAAGUUCUGGACUGGGAGUACCGCAAACAGAAACUUUUGCAGGAGUUUAGUGUCCAUCAACCCGACAUUUUAUGUAUGCAAGAGGUCCAAGAGUCUCAUCUAGAAGAAUUUUACAUACCACAACUCAAGGCCUUAGGAUAUGAAGGCGAGUAUCUUCGAAGAACGGGGGGAAAGGUGGAUGGCUGUGCUACAUUUUACAAGAAAGACAAAUUCAGUGUUGAAGAAGCAAGGCAUGUCCACUACUUCCAAGAAGGCUCUUCACUUACCAACAGAGAUAAUGUAGGUCUAAUUCUAAGACUCAUACCUCUAAACGGACAGGAAGGAUUCUGUGUGGCAAAUACACACCUGCUUUACAACCCUAAACGAGGGGACAUUAAACUUUUACAAUUAGUGAAACUCUUGGCAGAGUUAGACCACAUGAUACCCGACUUUCGGAGUGUACCUGUUAUACUGUGUGGAGAUUUCAAUGCUCGUCCACAUAGCUUCAUGUACAAAUUCAUUUCACAGGGAUAUCUGAGGUACCAUGGCUUACCAAUAGAAGGUAUCUCUGCCCAAAGGUACGGUAAAGGUAGAAAGCUAUUGGACAUGGGCUUGAUUCCUUCAAAUCUAACAAUCUCUGACCAGUGUCACUAUCUAGAAGAACAGCAUGUGAAAAUGUUGAGGGAAAGUCCAGUGUUGGAAGGACAGUUCCACACUUAUCAUAGCUCACCCUAUCACCAUUUCCACUUUCCCCAGGUGUCUCAGAAUUCUGGCUUUUUGUGGCAUAAAUUUCAUCUGAUCUCUGCUUACAAACAUUUCAUCGAAAGGACAGGAGAGCCAGAGGUGACAACACAAACUAGUCCUUUUGAUAGUUCCGUCGUAGACUAUGUGUUUUAUACAGUGGACGGAAGGGAGAGUAAAUCUAGAAGGGGAAAUUUCUGUAAUAGGAAUGUCCAAGAAGGCAGGAUCAAACUGUUGGGCCGUUUGGGCUUACUGUCUCAAGGGGAGAUCAGUUCCGUCGGAAAUUUACCAAAUUUUCAAAAUCCAUCCGAUCAUAUGCCAUUAAUGGUGAAAUUUCUUCUCACGUGACCAAAAAAAAAAACUCUGAAUAUUCAAUUAGAUUUCCCAAAAGUGACAAUGUGUAAAAUAAUAGUGAAUAAAUUCCUACGAACAGAAGAAAGAGGUUCAAAUUUAGAACCAAUAUCAUAUUUAUUUUAUUGAUUAUUAAUAUGCAGUGUUAGAUUUUGAUACAUUCUGUACAACUCUGUGAUGUUAAAAAAUAAUCACAUAAAAAGAUGUUUUUACUACUGGUACAUUGUACUUUGAGUGAUCUGAAAAUUUAAAGAGAGAAUCAACUAUA